UGCUACACGAUGGUUCUUUGUCUUUGAUUAAGUCUUGGUUUCCUGAGUACUGAGAGCAUAAAUCACAGUCUCUGUCUGUAAUCGGGGAGGAGCUUAGCGCAAAAGUAACAAUCGUUGCGUCUCUCCUAUCCAGAAUGUCGUUCACAAACCUGUGGGUAAACAAUUCGACUGACUCUCGCGACGACAGCCUGCCUAUAACGACGUCGCCUUCUCCUUCACAUUAUGACAUCGUAAGCGACGAGCAGUGGUACAUUGUCCAAGUGGUCAACGGAGUGGUCCUCUGUGGUCUCGUCAGUCUUUUCGGCGUGGCUUCUAACAUCAUCAACAUCGUGGUGUUUGCCAAGCAAGGCUUUCAAGACAGCAUGAACAUCAGCCUCAUGGGUGAGAUGGAAAUAAUCAAAUCUACAGUUACUUACAACUAUAGUGUGGUCAAAAAUUCGUGAAGCAACUCGUUGUCAAAUAUUUCCUAAAUUAUCAAACAUAGAUUCGCCAGCUUUUGCACGAUUACUUGAAUCAAUUCGUCUUAACAGAUCAAUAUUUUUGUAAACACCUGUUAGCUGUAUUC
Messenger RNA from Aplysia californica (California sea hare), 565 nucleotides. RefSeq lists its product as uncharacterized. NCBI's taxonomy places the organism in Eukaryota, Metazoa, Mollusca, Gastropoda, Aplysiida, Aplysiidae. The coding region runs from base 135 to 443 and encodes 102 amino acids. The transcript has a single exon. The record is from RefSeq and is a predicted model, not a curated record.